AUGUACAAUUCUCUCACACGUAUUCAAAACACCUUUGGUUUCUUUACCACUGUCGCAUUUGUGGUCGCAGCUUUUAUCGCUGUGUCUGACCUCUUGGCCCCACGGGCGCCCGAUGCUGGCAUAUUCCAGAAGACAAGCGCUCAAGUUGUAAAGGGCCGACCACACUACUACAGCUCUAAGAAGGAGGAAUACGCCAUCAUUCGAUUCAACCUCGAUGCUGACUUGAGGAGCCUCUUUACAUGGAAUACCAAGCAGGUUUUUGUCUAUGUCACUGCUGAGUGGCCUGGCCCCAAGAAUUCGACUAAUGAGGCUGUUAUCUGGGAUAAAAUCAUUACCAACCCCAGCGCCGACCAUCUCCAGAACAUUGGACCUGUUGCGAUGAAGAAGCUAAAGCGUAGCGCUGAGGGCAAUGGCUUUAUCGGCCUCAAAAAUCAGAAGCCAAAGUAUCAGAUCACCCACCCCAGUGGGAAGGUCGCCGAGAUAGAUGACGUGAAGCUCAAGCUCCAUUACAAUGUUCAGCCGUGGGUCGGGUUUCUAACUUGGGACCAGUCCCGGGAUAUCGGUCACUGGAGGGCUUUGAAAUGGGGAGAGUCGCCUAAGUUCCAACUUCCUGCUCUCAAGCCUAAGAAGAAAGAUGGUCAUAAGAAGAGCUACUAA
This is a messenger RNA of Fusarium musae, 657 nucleotides long. RefSeq lists its product as uncharacterized. Gene Ontology annotation, biological process: protein targeting to ER. Gene Ontology annotation, cellular component: signal peptidase complex; membrane. The record is from RefSeq and is a predicted model, not a curated record. The transcript has 3 exons. Lineage: Eukaryota; Fungi; Ascomycota; Sordariomycetes; Hypocreales; Nectriaceae. The coding region runs from base 1 to 657 and encodes 218 amino acids.